This is a messenger RNA of Centropristis striata (black sea bass), 877 nucleotides long. Its product is annotated as DNA endonuclease RBBP8-like. NCBI's taxonomy places the organism in Eukaryota, Metazoa, Chordata, Actinopteri, Perciformes, Serranidae. The coding region runs from base 114 to 608 and encodes 164 amino acids. The transcript is spliced from 6 exons. The record is from RefSeq and is a predicted model, not a curated record. Gene Ontology annotation, cellular component: site of double-strand break. Gene Ontology annotation, biological process: double-strand break repair via homologous recombination; DNA double-strand break processing involved in repair via single-strand annealing. Gene Ontology annotation, molecular function: damaged DNA binding; single-stranded DNA binding; double-strand/single-strand DNA junction binding.
UAGUAGAUACUGACAUCACUUGGGUCAGUCACAGCGUCCUCCAGGCUCGGGGACAACAGGACAGAAGGGACGCUGUGCCUGGACCAGGCGAGAAGGCUAACGACAGUCUGGACAUGAUGUUUGACACCACGGCUUAUGGAGAGUACAAGUCUUAUAACGGUUCACACUUAGAACAGAGCCAACCCUGUGAUGAUGAUGAUGAUGAUGACGACGAAGAGGACGACGAUGAAGCAGAUCCUCAUGAAGACACUUUGAGCCAAAGUAACGGACGCAAACCAGGGCGUCCAACAUUUGCACAUGUGGCUGUUAUUCGCAAGAAAGAUGAGAGAAGAAAACUAAAGGGCACCACCUGCAAGGAAUGUGACGUAUAUUACGCUCAUCUACCAGAGGAGGAGAAGCAGAAGAAGUUGUCUGCGUGCUCAAGGCAUCGCUUUCUCUAUAUUCCUCCGUGUACUCCGGAAAACUUCUGGGAAGUUGGAUUUCCAUCAACUCAAACGUGCAUUGAAAGAGGGUAUAUUAAAGAGGAGAAGGAUCCCCAGACUCGUGCUCGGAGAAGACAACCAUUCAGUGCUUUAUUCACCCCGAAGAAAAACCAUCAGGACAGCUAAAAGUAUGUUGAAUCGAUCCAUUUACAGGAAAUAAUUAACAGUUUCUGAAGAGCAGCUGCAUGGAGAACAAUGAAGCUCUGUGUUAUCAGUGACCCUGUUAACAAUGUUGACCUGUUGUAGUUUAGUUUUCCACUUUCAGUUCAGUCUGUAAUGUCUGUGUGCUGUAUUUAUAUAAAGUUUGACUUGUUUGUGUUCAGUUAAGAUUUUUAUAGAUUCUGAGUAUGCUUGGAAUAUGUUUGGAUAAAUAAAAGUGACUCUAUGUCUACUGA